AUGUUCAUGCUUAGUGUGAGGCCAGUUUUACAGGGAAUUGAGGUGGAGGGAUACGCCAGAAAUGAGCAAGAAGAAGCGUUGAAGCAGCAAAGGGUCCCACCACACCAGCGCAACGGCACGGCAGGAGCCGAGCCGACUCAGGGUGAGCGAAAGAAUGAGGCCGAUUCUGGGCGAUCAGAAUGGCGUGGAAAGGGAGGCGGAGGCUAUCCCGGAAGGAACGGCCGGGACGGCGGUGGCUUCGACCGCGAUGGCGGAAAGGGUGCGGGGAAGUCCGAAUAUGGCGACCGCGCCGGUGAUUCGAAGAAAAGCACAGUCUUCUCUAUGCAGGGCGCAGGCGGCGACUGGUCGCAACGCUUCGGCAACAAACGCAACGAACAGCAGACCGAGCUGGAGGUCUUUGGUCCGCCGAAGACCCGGUCGACGAGCGGCAUCGAUUUUGACAAAUACGACGCCAUCCCGGUGCAGGUCUCAGGCGAGAACAGCACGGACGUGAAACCCAUCAUCCGGUUUUCAGAGGCGAAGCUGGUUGACUCGUUGUUCGACAACCUCCGGCGGUGCGGAUACGACCGCCCGACGCCUGUGCAGAAGUACUCCAUACCCAUUGUGCUUUCGGGACGUGACCUGAUGGCUUGCGCGCAGACCGGCUCAGGUAAGACCUGCGCGUUUAUGGUGCCCUGCUUGGAAUCCUUGCUCCGGUCGGGGCCGCCGCAGCAGAACAACAGGGGCCGGCAGAAGCCCGCGCCUUGCGGCCUCUGCUUAGCGCCGACACGCGAGUCAGGAGCUUGA
Symbiodinium pilosum is the source of this 786-nucleotide messenger RNA. Lineage: Eukaryota; Dinophyceae; Suessiales; Symbiodiniaceae. The record is from the annotation of a GenBank genome assembly.